Anopheles coustani is the source of this 2679-nucleotide messenger RNA. Its product is annotated as putative leucine-rich repeat-containing protein DDB_G0290503. The transcript has 25 exons. Lineage: Eukaryota; Metazoa; Arthropoda; Insecta; Diptera; Culicidae. The record is from RefSeq and is a predicted model, not a curated record. The coding region runs from base 1 to 2679 and encodes 892 amino acids.
AUGGCUAGUGCUAAAAUACUGCAACGUGCCGAGACGGCAAUGGAAAUAGGUGAGGAUUUUCUAGUGUCGGACGAAGAUGACGACGACGACGCCGACGAGGGCAGUGAAAACAUGCCGUGCAGUGAGGAUGCCGACGAAGAACGAGGAGAGGGAGAGGAUGAAGCUCACGAUGACAAACAGCCAAGCGCAGAGCAGCAAAAGAAUCAGAAACAGGACGAAAAAGCUUCAACUUCAAAUUCUACUCCGGAUGGUAAAACGAAGAAAUCUGAAAAGGGUUUGGUGAACAAACUGAAGAAUUUCGUAGGUGUUAUGCGGCCAAGCGAAUACAUCCAGUUGAAAACAAGAGUCGGAGAACUGUCGGAGGUGGGAGGUCAACUGGCGGCUACCCGGAGCAGCUAUGAUAGCGUGAAAGCAGAAUUGAAGGAAUCGCAAAACAACCGAGAAAGUUUGCUCAAUAAAAUUGACAAACAAUCCGAGGAACACCGUGUUGAGGUCGAUCGAUUGAAUGAAGAACUUAAGAAAAUGGCCAAAGACCUCUUACUGAUGGAACAGGAGAAGAAAUCAAUUGAAGAAAAAUAUAAACUGAACGAAGAUGCAUUAUCAUCAAUGAAGGAAGGGAAGUUGCAGUGGAAAGUUGGAACAAAGUUGGACUUCGAGGCAUCUAAUAUGGGUUCUGAAGGUGAAAUCGAGCGCAUGAACUUGGAGAAGACAUCAAUUGAAGACAAACAUAAAAAAAACGAAGAUACAUUAUCAUCAAUGAAGAAUGAACUAAAGGAUUCGCGAGACAUCCAAGAACGUUUGCUCAACAAAAUGGCCAAACAAUCCCAGGAGCAUCUUGUUGAGGUCGAUCGAUUGAAUGAUGAUUUGAAGAAAAUGGCCAAAGACCUCUCAAAGAUGGAACUGGAGAAGACAUCAAUUGAAGACAAACAUAAAAAGAAUGAAGAUGCAUUAUCAUCGAUGAAGAACGAACUAAAGGAAUUGCACGACAUCCAACAAAGUUUGCUCAGUAAAAUGGUCAAACAAUCCGAGGAACAUCGUGUUGAAGUCGAUCGAUUGAAUGAUGAACUAAAGAAAACGGCCAAAGACCUCUCAGCGAUGGACCAGGAGAAGAAAUCCAUUGAAGACAAACAUAAAAAGAAUGAAGAUAUAUUAUCGUCGAUGAAAAACGAACUAAAGGAAUUGCAAGACAUCCGAGAAAGUUUGUACAAUAAAAUGGUCAAACAAUCCGAGGAGCACCGUGUUGACGUCGAUCGAUUGAAAGAUGAACUAAAGAAAACGGCCAAAGACCUCUCAGCGAUGGACAAGGAGAAGAAAUCCAUUGAAGAAAAACAUAAAAAGAAUGAAGAUGUAUUAUCAUCGAUGAAAAACGAACUAAAGGAAUUGCACGACAUCCAACAAAGUUUGCUCAGGAAAAUUGCCAAACAAUCCGAGGAGCAUCGUGUUGAGGUCGAUCGAUUGAAUGAUGCUUGGAAGAAAAUGGCCAAAGACCUAUCAGCGAUGGAGCAGGAGAAGAAAUCCAUUGAAGACAAACAUAAAAUGAAGGAAGAUGCAUUAUCAUCAAUGAAGGAAGACGGAGACGAUGACAACGACGACGAUACCGAUAAGGAUAGCGACAACUGCAGUGAGGAUGCCGAUGCAAAAGGAGUAGAGGCAGAUAAUGAAGCUGAGGGCGAAGCAAAGUCGAACGCAUCGGAUCCGGCCAAACCAAACUGUGAGCAAAAGGAUGACAAACAGGACAAAAACGCUUCCAGCUCAGAUCCUGCCAAGGAAGCUAAACCGAAGGUAGAAGGAUGGUUGCAGUGGAAAGUUGGAGGAAAGUUGGACUUCGAGGCAUCCAAUAUGGGUUCUGAAUCCAAACCGAAAGAUGAUGAGAAAACCAAUACGUCUAUUGAUGAAGGUGAAAUUGAGCGUAUGGAUUUGGAGAGGAAAUCAAUUGAAGACAAACAUAAAAAGAACGAAGAUGCAUUAUCAACAAUGAAGAACGAACUUGAGAAAUUGCAAGACAUCCGAGAAAGUUUGCUCAACGAAAUGGCCAAACAAUCCGAGGAGCACCGUGUUGAGGUCGAUCGAUUGAAUGAUGAGUUGAAGAAAAUGGCUGAAGACCUCUCAAAGAUGGACCAGGAGAAGAAAUCCAUUGAAGACAAACAUAAAAAGAGUGAAGAUGCAUUAUCAUCAAUGAAGAAUGAACUAAAGGAUUCGCGAAACAAUCGAGAAAGUUUGAGCCAAGAAAUGUCCAAAAAAUGUGAGGAGCAGCAUGUUGAGAUCAAUCGUUUGACUGAGAAACUCGCAAAGAUGGAUGUGGAGAAGAAAUCCAUUGAAGACAUACGUAAAAUGGAAGCAGAUGCGUUGUCAUCAUUGAAGAAAAAACUGGAAAACUUGUCACCUGUUCGAGACAUCUUGAAAUUGGAACUGAUGAAGCAACUGAAGAAAAACCUGUCGGAAUCAAAUCAGUUGGAGGAAAAUUGUAAUGAAAUAGAAAACCAGAUAAGUAAGCUGAACGCUGACCAACAGAAUGGAACGGAUCAGUUUCUUCAGUUGCUGGAAGAAAUGAAAAAUCACUACAAUGCUGAGAAACAACUAGAGCUUGAUAAGCUCAAAUAUGAAAAAGACACUUUGCAAUCCAAGCUUAACACCAGUAACGCCAAAGUGGACGAUUUGAGUCUCGCAAUUGCGGUGUAA